This is a messenger RNA of Acipenser ruthenus (sterlet), 1781 nucleotides long. RefSeq names its product stimulated by retinoic acid gene 8 protein homolog. Gene Ontology annotation, molecular function: protein dimerization activity. The record is from RefSeq and is a predicted model, not a curated record. Gene Ontology annotation, biological process: cellular response to retinoic acid; meiotic cell cycle. Lineage: Eukaryota; Metazoa; Chordata; Actinopteri; Acipenseriformes; Acipenseridae. The transcript is spliced from 9 exons. The coding region runs from base 155 to 1189 and encodes 344 amino acids.
CACCAGUAGCCCCUCCUUCCCUGAGUAUACACGGACCAGAGCCCGCGGUUUCGGGUGAAGAUACGUGAAUUAUAUGACAGACGAACUGCAAGUUGAUAGGCUCUGAAUAGAAACUUUUCAUUAAUACAUUUAAUACAAUAAGUGUAGAGCAGUGAUGGACGGCUCAGCCAGUGGUUCCAGUCCGCACAGGUCUGAGUAUGAUGGAAGCUCCUGUGGGGCACAUCAGCAGCUAGAAGAUCCUCAGCGUGAGCGGCGCCGCCUCCUGCAGGCUCGUCACCGGGCAACCCUCGCAGGGCUGUUUGACAACCUGAGGGAAGUGGUCUGCCCCAUCGCGAACAAGGCACCCACAAAGUGGCAGGUUCUGCGCAGAGCAGCGAGUUACAUGCAGCAGCAGGAGAGACGGCUCAGCAGGUUACUGAAGCUGAAAGAGGUGUUCCAGCUGAAUGAUGGGGGUCCAUGCAGUUUGGAGGAAGUGAGACAGGAGUACAUGAGUCUGUAUUCUGACUGCAGCCCUAAAUCCACAGUAAAGCUGGUUAUUGAAAAGGGUUCUGCCACAGCAGAUCUGCUGAGGAACGAUGACAAGGAAAUCUUGGACAGCAAUGGGGAUGUGACCCCCUCUCAGUCCCCAAUCUCCUCUCCCUCCAUCAUAGAGUUUGAGGGUUACCUGUACUUCUACAAGCAGACACUGGACCUGCUGGUGAGGAAAGGGGUUCUGACUCCGGAGCAGACCGACCUCCCGGUUGUGUCAGAGGCCAUUUCAGGGCUGUGGGGGACCCUGCCGGGGGACAGGAAGGCCAUUUUCCAGAGCUGCAGCCAGGAGCAGACCCCCUCCACUUGGCAAAGCUCCGACAUGGCGCUCCCUCACUGUGAGGGGCAGCUUGACUCCUCAGAGAUCAAGAGCCAGGGGGCCUCAGGAUCCUCAGGAUCGACCUUCGAGGAGGAGCUGUUACAGGACGCUUAUGACGUGGUUCAGAAGGAAAUGGCUUCCGUCUCUGGAGACAGCCCAGUGUUUGGUUCCAGAAAUCGUAAAACGAUUGAGGAGCUGACUGAGCUUUACAGACAGAUUCUAGGUUUUGUAAAGUCCAGGUUGCAUAUGGAGCCUGAUGUCUCCCAGGAGCUCUCCUUGUAUGUGGACUACGAGACCGUUUUUCUCAGAUGCACAGAAACAUUUGAUGAUGAAGACCUUUGAAUCUCUGUGAAACAAGCUUUAUUAAUAGUUUGAGUAAAAAGCUGUAGAUGUAAUUGUAAUGUUUGUUUUACCUAAUAGUUUUCCUUUUACGAUGUGUUUAGUCAUUCUGACACUUAUGCUAGGUUUGUAUCUGCCACAGAGACUGAUUUAAAAGUGAUUUUAAAUCAGACCUAAUUUCCAUUAGGAGCAGAUCGAGAUCAAAUGAUUAAAUUGGCCCCAGGAUUGCAGUGUGGCAGAACUCGAUCUCUCCAACACGCGCUGAUGGUGGAAGUUACAUAAUUAACAUCCAAUGCUAAUGACACAAGAGGCAGGUUUUAAACCUCAGCCUGUAGAGGAAAGAUAUAUUGGUCGAAUGUGAUGGCUGUGGAUAAAUGAUACUGUCAUGGAAUUAUUGGAGGUUGGUGAAUUCAUUUACAUAGCAAUUAUACAAAAACGUUAUAAAUUCUGGUUUCAAGGUGUAGAUGAAAAUGUGGCAUGUUACUCCAUAUUGUAUGGUUAUCUCCAACAAGCUUGAGAAAAACCCAUUGGAAGCGGUCAACUACCUUUGUUUCCUCAUUCUAAAAUGUUAUGGAAUUCUGUGACUAACUUUACU